AGUUACUUGAUCUGGAGUGCAAGCAGCGUAAAGAUUCAGGAUCUAUUACGUGGAACCUUGCUUUUAUCAGGUCCUGGGACAACUUUGUCCUGAAACGUAAAACCUACAUUCUUUGUGAUUAUGGUCUCAAAGAAGCAAUCGAACAUGGUGACCAUUCAGGUAACAGAUGCUGACGAUAGCAUUGAAAUUGUGGAUGAAAUCGAAGAGCCCCAAGAAAGACGAGGUAAUGAUGAAAGCAUAAGCGAAGAUGGAAGGGUCUGUGAAGAGCGAAAUGAUACCGACGGCGCUGGACGCAAUGGAGGGAAGGGGACGGAAGAAUCAUGUCCGAACGGUAGUAACGUGGAAAUGGAAGUCCAGACUGACCAAAAUUGGAGAAAGAAUUUCAAAGUGAGGGUGGAGGCGGGCGCCCCAAUGUUCAGGCAAGUUUCUCUCCGUUACGCACGUACGCAUAAAAAGACAAAGCCCGAAGACAUGUCGGCGUUCACCCAUGAGGAGCGGUUUUUGGCCGCCGUGAGGGACGGCGAUGUAUCUUUUGUAGAAGAUGCCCUAGAUAGGAUCGAAACCCAACCUCUCGAUGUUAACUGCACGGAUAGGAAUGGAAGAACUGCGAUUGCUGUGGCCAUCACCCGAGGGAACCUUCUGAUCCUGAAACUGCUUCUAAAGAGUAAUGUAGCCAUUGGGGAUUCGCUGCUCCGCGCUGUGGAUACUCAGUUCUUCGAGGCAGUGAAGCUUAUUCUCAAGCACUCGGAAUCUUUUGGGGAUCGACAGAUGGAGAUAGUCAACUGUCGUUCAGAAACGGAUGAUUAUCAUCCUGAAAUCACUCCCAUUAUUCUAGCUUGCCACCAUAACAACUUUGAGAUCAUCGAUAUUCUUUUGAAGUAUGGUGCCUUGGUGCCCAGCCCAGAUUCCGGCGACGCAGAGCGGACUGCAAAGCACACACUACAGCGGUCAGUGGGGACACUCAACAUCUACAGAGCUUUAUCCAGUCAGUUCUACAUCUCAAAAACAAGCAAGGACCCAAUGGGUGAUGCUUUCCUCCUGUGUCACCGUCUACGUCAAAUGAGUGGUCUCGAGUAUGAGUUCAGAGCCGAGUACCUGGAGCUUGCUGACACGAUAGAAGAGUACGCUGCCGACCUUCUUGGCCAGGCCAGAGAUUCCAAGGAGCUGAACAAGAUCAUGACCCAUGGACCGAAUAAGAUCAAAGCAGGAGUUACGGAGGAUGGCGCCACUCUACAGAAGGUCUUCAUGGCAAUAUCUUACACCCAGAAAAAGUUCGUGGCACAUCCUCAUUGCCAGCAACUUCUUAUCAAACGUUUCUUUGGCUCAUUGGCUUAUACACGAGAUUGGCCUCUAUGGAAACAGCUUCUGAUUAGUCUCCUGAUAAUGAUUGGCUAUCCGUUCAUCUCGAUCGUCUACAUCCUUAUGCCAGCGAAGAAGGUCAUAACCUUUGUUGACACCCCGUUUGUUAAGUUUCUGAUGAGUGUCGGAUCCCGGUUAACCUUCCUCAUAUUUCUCCUCAUUGCAACCUCGGCUUCCGGAACCACAUCCGAAGAUCCGCAAAAGCAAUGGACCCGGAUACCCGUACCGCUACUCUUCCUUAUUUUAGCCUGGCUAGUUGGAAUGACAUGGGCGGCCCUCAUCGGAAUCUAUCGGCAAGGGAUCAAGACAUUUAUCACGAAUGGUCAGAACAUUCUUGAAUUCUGCAUCCUCCUUCUCUUCUGGACCGCCCUCACAUUGUAUCUAGUGGCUUAUCUACAGACUCGAGAAACUGUCGUUGACAACAUCGCCCGUCGUGACAUCGAUCUCGACCAGCUCAGGGAAUUUCUGCAGAACGAGACCGUGCCCGAGCUUCGGGACUACAUCGAUGAGGUCGUCCGUAACGCCAGCCUCGAGAUUCAAGCCAACCAGAAUGCUAAUCUUACUGAGUUGAUACAGUCCGUAGUCAGAAAAACUUGUAAUGAAACUACCACAGAAGUGCCACCGAUGAUGACUACCACACCUGUGUAUUCUGGUAGAGUGUCACUGCCGCCUGACCAUCCAUCCGUUCUAGCUGAUGCCUUCUUUGCUGUAGCUACGGUCAUUGCCUUCCUUCGGCUACUAAGCUUAACGGUUUCCUCGCAGUUGGUCGGCCCCCUUCAGAUCUCGUUGGGCGGUAUGCUGUUCGACAUCGUCAAGUUCAUCCUCGUCUUCAUCAUCGUCUGGUUCGCCUUCGCUCUCGGUCUCAACCAGAUCUACCAGACCUACGAGGAGUACACCUACCAGCAGUGCAGUGAAGACCCCGACGCCGCCUGCGACUACGGCGCAUUCGCCAGUGUUGGAUUGUCAAUGUUAACCCUCUUCUGGGCCCUGUUCGGAUUGGAGUCCCUCAGCAUUAUACAGCUUGAAAGCGGCAUUAAUCACUACUUCACCGAGGCUGUGGGAACGUUCCUCUUCGGUCUCUAUCUCAUGUUUGCUGUGGUCGUCAUGCUCAAUGCUCUCAUUGCUAUGAUGAGCAAUACCUAUACGAGAGUCGAGGAAAAUUCGGAUACUGAAUGGAAAUACGCCCGAGCACAGAUGUGGGUGAGCUUCCUCCAACCUGGGAACACGACGCCCCCACCGUUCAAUGUGUUUCCCGCCAUUCGAGACUGGGCAGCGAUGUGUAGGAAACUCGGUAGUUCGUGUUGCCGCAGGAGUAAGGAUGAAAAUGGCAAUUCCAAGAAGCGAGACAGAAGCCAAGAGGAGUACACAGUGACGGUCAAACAACUUGUUGACCGGUAUAUCUUAGAUCGUACGACGCUCGGUGCGGAUUCGGAGGCUAACGUGACUCGAUCUGAUAUCAUGGCUAUUAGGAACGAUAUUGCUGUUUUCAGAUACGAGACAUUCAAAUCUCUGAAGGCAUCGGAAGUAUCCUUCACAAACCUCAAAGGCACGCUGGGCAGCAUCCAAACACAACUCGACAAGGUUGACAUCAUGAACACUAAAACAACCGAGCUGGACCAACACGUCCGCGAUGUCCGACGACGCACGACGGAGAUCCACGGCACCGUGGACGACAUCAUGGAAAACCUCACGAACACUCUCACUAAGGUUCGCGGACGGGGCGCCCAAGGGAGAGCUGUACGACAGAAGAUGGGAUCAAGUGGUCUAAGGGUGACUGAAGAACAUCAAGAAGACGAUGCAGCCAGUGAGACGCCCUCUUCGUCGUCUCUACACGAAUCAGCCAGCUCAUCGCACUCGACUCGGGACGACGGUGAAGACACCGAAACAUGAAUCCGUUGAGCUCGUCUAUCUGUACUAAUUCAAGGGAAUUGCAAGCUGUACUUUUUAGCUACAGUCACUGGCAAUAAAGGAGAGACGCGGUCUGAAUUUAGAAAGACGGAGAGAGAGAACGAAAUGAAAUGAUGCCUCAUUUUUAUCUGUGGUGAUUACCUAAUUGAGUUCUCAAAACCAGAAUAAAUGAGUGACGGGAUAUGUUUUCCGAGCCCAAAUGAGAGAAAGUGGGUACAUAUUGCUGUUAUUCCUACAUUGCAUAUUUGCUUAAUUCAUUAUUUCAUUUCAUGUUUAUUUUUAACAAUAAAAUAUGGAUUUUCAUUUAGUCUAAUACACAGGAUAUUGUGCAAAUAUCACCAACAUGACCAACGGCUUGAAGGGGAAUUUCACGCUGAAGAAAAUUUGUGGUGAAAAUAGCAGAAAAAUUAACAUUGGUGAAGGUUUGAGGAAAAUCCAUUAAAGAUUAAGAAAGUUGAUAGAGUUCUUAGUUUUUUUAAUUCGUUGACAUCAUAAACGAGCAGCUGCCCCACAUGUUAUGUGAUAUAAAAUGCAUCAAUUUCAAUUUUUGUAAUGGUUUGUGACUUUUUUUUUCGCCUUUUUGGAACGGGUGUAAAAUGAUUUGUCUAUUGUUAUACAGAAGGUACAAUAAAAACCAUUUUCAGUUUUCUGACAAAAUGGCAUUUCACUAAUAUCUUUCUAGAAAAUGUGCAGGAGAGUAGCUCGAAUAUGACGUCAAAAUCAAAUAAUUAAAUUUUGAUAAAUUCUAUAUUUGAUCGAUUUUUCUCAAAAUGUUGGUAAUAUAUUUCAUUAUUUUUGUUUAAAAUCAAUAUUUUUUCUUUUGUUACUAAAUUGUUGAGAGAAUUAAUAAAUUAAGCCUUUAGUCUUUCGUAGGUUUAUAUUUUUUGAAAGAGAAAAUGGUUAGCAGAAUGAAAUAUUCUUAUAUAGAAUGGUGGGAUAAUAUUGCAUAAUAAACAUGUUGAUACAAUUUGGAUCAAAGUUUUGCAGCAUAGCUGAUUUAUCAUUUCUUUGUAACUUUAAUUGCAGCAAGUAUCGUUUCAUUUCAUAAAAAAAAAUUGUAUCGUGUUUGUAUACUUUAUAAUGUUAUUAUAUAAAGGAUAUAUCUUAACAUGUUUGGCAUGUCUGACAUUUAUAACAGCAACUCAAACUGGUGUAAAUGAAUAAUAAAAAAAAUCUAAUUGAUCUUAUCGCGGGUCUAUCUAUCUAGGGUAUCCGAUAGGAUGACAAUGGGUUAUGUACAACUUAUCUAUUUCGGUAGGUUCAAAUAUUCUAUUUGAUCAUGUAUAAUGCAUAUUACUCUCUUAUGAGGGACUGCAUAACAAAUCUGAAAGCUAUUUGUUUCGGAAAUUUUUCAGAUAAUAUUUUAGUAAUGUUUUCUGGUUGUACUAUGCUUUACCAUAAUAAUUAUUCAUUUGUUGUUCAUGUUAGAUUGAUUUUCAAUUGUAUUUAACAUUGAUCUAUAUAGUUUUAUAUAUAUAUAAAAUAAUCCCAGUAUAAAACGGAUUAUAGUUACUUAUAAAUAAAUGUGAGUGCAUAAAUUGAUGAUAUGACUACUUCACAUUGCUCUUAUUUCAUUUAUUUUUCAAUGCAUUAUACUUAGAGAAUAAAUUAUAGAAUACUGAUAAUAAAUGAA
Molecule: messenger RNA, 4900 nt
Organism: Lytechinus variegatus (green sea urchin)
Lineage: Eukaryota; Metazoa; Echinodermata; Echinoidea; Temnopleuroida; Toxopneustidae
Product: short transient receptor potential channel 4-like
Exons: 18
Coding region: 121-3249 (1042 amino acids)
Biological process (GO): calcium ion transmembrane transport; regulation of cytosolic calcium ion concentration; manganese ion transport
Cellular component (GO): membrane; cation channel complex
Molecular function (GO): store-operated calcium channel activity; inositol 1,4,5 trisphosphate binding; protein binding
Source: RefSeq, a predicted model, not a curated record